Molecule: messenger RNA, 234 nt
Organism: Protopolystoma xenopodis
Lineage: Eukaryota; Metazoa; Platyhelminthes; Monogenea; Polystomatidea; Polystomatidae
Source: the annotation of a GenBank genome assembly
AUGAACGGCAACUCACGCGGCUGUAAAGUCACCCUAGGCGCCCAAAAAGGCAAAGCUCACUACCAAAGUGGCCUCUUGCAAGGUAGGCAACUGGCGCUGGUUGCUACCGACAUAGUUGAUGUUCAUCAAAUUUUCCAAACUAACCAAAGCCGAUUGUUGCGGGCUGUGACCCGGACGAUGCUUGGCUGCCAAUCUGACGCCCAGUCAGAAGAAGGCACUUCCGCCUGGUGUUGA